UCCGUAGUCGCUGCCCUAGCCGGUCAUCGAAGGCGCUCGCGAGGCGCACGUGUUUUCCGCGGUGAACUUUCGGAGGAGCGGUUCGAGUUUCGCGGCCACAGCUUCGCGGUCGAUCUGAAAUGUCGUGGUUAUUUGGGAUCAAGAGGGAUCAACCUGGUGGUGGGGAAAUGCCGGACCUCUCGAGCCUCGGUGUACCCGUUCAGAGCGGCGGCGCGGCCGCCGGUGGCGGUGGCGACGACGGCAAGAAGUCAUCGAGGAUGGAGGGUUACCACUUUGACUCGAGCGCUCUCGAAAGAGCGGCCAAGGCGGCACGUGAUUUAGAAGCAUCGCGUCAUGCAAAAGAGGCACUGGAGCUAUCAAAGAUGCAGGAGAAGACGCUGCAACUGGAGCAUCAAACUAAAAUUAAGGAGUUUGAAGCCCACAUUGAAAAUUCCAAGCUUGAUGCCCACAGAGUGCAGCAGGAAGAGCGGAGAAAGACAUUGGCCGAGGAAACGAAACAGCACCAACAGCGGGCUGUAUAUCAAGAUCAGCUUGCAAGGAAGCGCUAUGAUGACCAGCUGCUGCAGCAGCAACGAGCAAAUGAGGAAAACUUGAAACGUCAAGAGGAGUCAGUGGCAAAGCAAGAAGCCUUAAGAAGAGCCACGAUAGAGCACGAGAUGGAGCUGCGGCACAAGAAUGACAUGAAGAAGCUGGAGGCUGAGCUGCGGGCCAAGGCCAAGAUUGACCGCGAGAACCAGGACCUCUACAUUGAACAGAUCAAGGUGAAGGCUGCUGAAAACAGGGCCACUGUCCUCGAGUCAAUCAAGACGGCAGGUGCUGUGUUUGGCGAAGGAUUUAGAGCAUUCAUUACUGACUGGGACAAGGUGUCAGCCACGGCUGCUGGGGUGACAUUGCUGGCUCUUGGUGUGUACUCGGCCAAGCUGGGCACAGGCAUUGCAGCACGAUAUGUCGAAAUGCGCUUAGGUAAGCCGUCACUGGUGCGCGACACCUCUCGGCUCACAGUCAUGGAAGCUAUCAAGCACCCCAUUCGCACGGUCCGACAGCUCACAAGCAAGCCUACGGAUGCUCUCAAAGGCGUUGUGCUUGAUCCGAAGCUGGAGGAGCGGCUCAGGGACAUUGCCAUAGCCACAAGGAACACCAAGAAGAACAAAGGGAUGUACAGGAACAUUCUUAUGUAUGGGCCUCCUGGUACUGGCAAGACACUCUUUGCCAAGCGCUUGGCUCAGCACUCGGGCAUGGAAUAUGCACUCAUGAGUGGUGGUGAUGUGGCUCCAAUGGGCCGUGAAGGCGUGUCUGCAGUUCACAAAGUCUUUGACUGGUCUCAGACUAGCAGGCAGGGAGUACUGCUAUUUGUUGAUGAAGCUGAUGCCUUCCUCAGGAAACGCAGCUCAGAAAUGAUCAGUGAAGAUCUUCGUGCUACUCUCAAUGCUUUCCUUUAUCGAACUGGGGAGCAGUCCAACAAAUUUAUGCUAGUCUUGGCCAGCAACACACCCGAGCAGUUUGACUGGGCCGUGAGCGACCGAGUGGAUGAGAUGGUGGAGUUCCGUCUGCCUGGCCUGGAAGAGCGCGAGCGUAUGGUGCGCCUCUACUUUGACAAGUUCGUCCUCCAGCCAGCUGCUGAGGGCAAGAGGCGGCUAAAAGUGGCUCAGUUUGACUACAGCAAACUCUGCUCGGAAAUAGCCCGGAUCACGGAAGGGCUUUCGGGACGUGAGAUUGCCAAACUAGGAGUGACCUGGCAGGCGGCAGCAUAUGCCUCGGAUGAUGGUGUUCUAACCGAAGCUAUGAUUAUGGACCGUGUUCAUGACGCUGUGAAGCAGAACAGGCAGAAGGUGGCCUGGCAGACUGAAGAAGAGCACCGAAAGCGGACACCCGGGGGAUUUAGCACAUCCGCGACACCCUAUGCUAGUCACCCUGCAUUGCCUCCAAGCACAGCAGCGUCAUCUUAGCAUUGCCAUUCCCUGUAUAUAAUGUUGAUAGGCAGUUUUUGAAAACUUGUAUAGUAGACCGCAGCGUUGCUAUAGAAGAAAAGGAAUGCAAGCAUAUUGUUUAGGUCCAUUUAUAUUUGUUGACAGAACACACCUCCCAUAGCCGCGUGAUCAUUAACUUUUACGUAAGGGUCAUUGUAUUUUAUAGGUGUUCAUAUCGACCUCACAAUGAAACUAACCGGAGCUGUGCUCUGUGUUAUAUUGCCUAGGGUUAUUGUUGAUGUACGCAAAGCACUGUAGUAGUCUGUUCAGUGUGCAAAUAAUGAGCAAAUGCUUUUUUUGAUGAACUUAUAGAAUAAAAACUAAAAUUCUACUUGAGCAUUGAAUACAUAAGUGUUAACUUGAUUGUACUGUGCAAGCUUUGAAGCCUGAGGCGAGUAGCGCCCUGAACAAUAGUAUGAUUGACUGUUGUUGAUCAUCUACUUGUGACCAAUUCACAACAACAUUGUCACUGUUUGUCUCAUUCAAACAACAGUAUUAGAACGUACUCCUGUAAAAUGGUUUUGUAUAAAAUUGAGCUCGCUCCA
Messenger RNA from Rhipicephalus sanguineus (brown dog tick), 2512 nucleotides. RefSeq names its product ATPase family AAA domain-containing protein 3 (gene bor). Gene Ontology annotation, cellular component: mitochondrion. Gene Ontology annotation, biological process: mitochondrion organization. NCBI's taxonomy places the organism in Eukaryota, Metazoa, Arthropoda, Arachnida, Ixodida, Ixodidae. The record is from RefSeq and is a predicted model, not a curated record. The transcript is spliced from 14 exons. Bases 120 to 1946 code for a protein of 608 amino acids. Gene Ontology annotation, molecular function: zinc ion binding; ATP binding; ATP hydrolysis activity.